Messenger RNA from Lolium rigidum, 2470 nucleotides. Its product is annotated as protein NRT1/ PTR FAMILY 8.3-like. The transcript has 7 exons. Gene Ontology annotation, cellular component: membrane. Gene Ontology annotation, molecular function: transmembrane transporter activity. NCBI's taxonomy places the organism in Eukaryota, Viridiplantae, Streptophyta, Magnoliopsida, Poales, Poaceae. Gene Ontology annotation, biological process: transmembrane transport; oligopeptide transport. Bases 646 to 2412 code for a protein of 588 amino acids. The record is from RefSeq and is a predicted model, not a curated record.
UGAAUGUCGCAGGAGGAACGGAUGGAGAAGAAACUCAUCGCCCUUUUAAUUUGAGAAGAGCAAGUGACGGCCUGAAAACUCAGUUAGCCGGUCUUCUAAAAGGUUUAGAGGAGUAAAAAAUUCAGGAGUCGGCCGCGUGGAGGAGUAAAUAUACUCGAUCUCGACAGCAGUGAGUAUAAUUUUGGCUCUUCCACCUGCGCCAGUGUUCUCUCUCGCCACCCCUACGCCGCCGACCACCAAAGGCCUCUUGUGACACCCUGCACUCUCCGCCGCUCUCCCGCACCAUUCACUGAUAAUCGACGUCGCUGGAAUCAACUAGUAUCUUCUUUGCUGCUAUUGUGUCGAUUUCUCCAAUUUGAUGCAAAACGGAGCCGCAUCGAGCUCGAUGUUGUCCAAGACGGAGCUGGUGAUGGACAGAGAUGCCGUAGUUCGGCCACAACAGAGCUAGCAGCGCCAGAAUCGAGAGGUGGGUAAGCAAAAUCCCGACUGGCGUAUUUCGACCGAGGUGAGCUUGGUGUGCGACCGACGACCGAUGUUGGAGUCGGAUCUUCGUCCACCGAGCGUCGUCAGUCGUCUUGCAACCCGCGGGGCGGCGUUCAGCUUCGGCGCCAGCUCUAGAUUCGAUCUCUGCCACGGAGGCCCUUCAUGAACGCAGCAGAAGAGAGGAGAUUACUGGUCCAAGAGGAUGGAGAUCAUCAGGCGCUCCUUCUUCCUUCCCUGGAUGCAAGGCUUUACACAGGUGAUGGGUCCGUUGAUAUCAAAGGACGUCCUGCAGCAAGGCGCACCACGGGCAAUUGGAGAGCAUGCUUCUUCAUCCUAGGGACCGAGUGUUGUGAGCGUCUGGCCUACUAUGGAAUUGCAUGUAACCUAGUCACUUACCUCAAAAUAAAGCUUCAUCAAGGCAAUCUUGAAGCUGCAAGAAAUGUUGCCACUUGGGGAGGGACAUGUUAUCUGACACCUCUCAUUGGAGCCAUCUUAGCAGAUUCAUACUGGGGAAAGUAUUGGACUAUCGCUGUUUUCUCAUCAGUUUAUUUCAUUGGUCUGGCUGUUUUAACGCUCUCAGCAUCAGUUCCAGCACUUCAACCAUCUCCAUGUUCAGGAUCUGUUUGUCCAGAAGCAAGCUUACUUCAGAAUGGCUCUUUUUUCCUGGGUCUCUAUAUGAUUGCCCUAGGGACUGGAGGAAUCAAACCUUGUGUAUCUUCUUUUGGAGCUGAUCAAUUUGAUGAUACUGAUCCAACAGAGAGAGUAAAGCAGGGUUCCUUCUUCAAUUGGUUCUAUUUCUGUAUAAACACCGGUGCAUUCAUAUCAAGCACUGUUAUUGUUUGGAUACAAGAUAACUCAGGUUGGGGAAUUGGAUUUGCCAUUCCCACUAUGUUUAUGGCAUUGGCUAUUGCAAGCUUCCUUUCAGCCUCAAAUAUGUAUAGAUUUCAGAAAUCUGGUGGGAGUCCACUUACAAGAGUGUCACAGGUCGUUACUGCUGCAUUCCGUAAGUGGCAUGUCCAAGUACCGCAUGAUGCUUCUCUUCUCUAUGAAGUUCAGGGUCAAUAUUCAGCAAUAGAGGGAAGCCGGAAGCUGGAACACACAAGUGAAUUUCAAUUUCUUGACAAGGCUGCCAUCAUCUUAGAUGGUGAUGCGAAGAGUGACCUUCUUGUAAACCCAUGGAGAGUAUGCACAGUCACCCAGGUGGAAGAACUAAAGAUCAUAGUAAGAAUGUUCCCUGUUUGGGCAACUACUAUUAUAUUCGGCGCGGUUUAUGCUCAGUUUUCCGUGUUCAUAGAGCAGGGAAUGGUUCUUGAUAGGCGGAUUGGAUCUUUCAAUAUUCCUCCUGCGUCCCUCCUAACUUUUGACGGAAUCAGUGUCAUGAUCUGGAUUCCAAUUUAUGACCGUGUUCUCAUACCCAUAGCUAGAAAAUUCACUGGAAGGGAAAAGGGUUUCUCUGAUCUACAGCGGAUUGGCAUUGGACUGGUCCUGUCCAUUGUGGCCAUGGCAUGUGCAGCUCUUGUUGAGUUGAAGCGCUUAGAAAUUGCCAGGUCUGAAGGUCUUAUCCAUGAUAAUGUUGCUGUGCCAAUGAGCAUUCUUUGGCAAAUACCACAGUAUUUCUUUGCUGGUGCUGCGGAGGUCUUUACUGCUAUAGGUCAACUUGAGUUUUUCUACGAUCAGGCCCCGGAUGCCAUGAGGAGCUUAUGUGCUGCAUUUGCACUCAUUACGGUUUCAGCUGGAAGCUACUUAAGCUCAAUCUUAUUGACCAUAGUGUCAUACCUUACAACUCAAGGAGGAGAUCCUGGAUGGAUCCCAGAUAACUUGAAUGAAGGCCAUCUUGACCGGUUCUUUUGGUUGAUUGCCGGGAUCAGCUUUGUUAAUUUUUUGGUUUACAUUGGUUGUGCAAUGAGAUAUAAAUAUAAGAAUGUGUGAUGGCUAUAGUUUCUUGUAAUUUGAGAUUUCAUAUUCAUGAAGCAUUGCAUUGUAUUGA